Acanthosepion pharaonis is the source of this 1170-nucleotide messenger RNA. The record is from the annotation of a GenBank genome assembly. NCBI's taxonomy places the organism in Eukaryota, Metazoa, Mollusca, Cephalopoda, Sepiida, Sepiidae.
AUGCGGUGCCAGUCACUUCUCUCUCUCUUUCUUUCUUUCUUUCUUUCUUUCUUUCUUUCUUGUAAUCUUGUUUAUUUCUUUCUUUUUAUCAAAUUUAUUUUGCCUUCUUUUUACUUUUGUUCAAGCAGCUUCCUUUUUCUUUCUUUCUUUCUUUCUUUCUUUCUUUCUUUCUUUCUUUCUUUCUUUCUUUCUUUCUUUCUUUCUUUUACCGUUAUUUCUUUUUGCUUGUUUCUUUCAAUAUUUUUUGUUUGUUUGUUUUUUCUUUCUUUUUAUCAAAUUUAUUUUACGUUCUUUCUUUCUGGCAUGGAUUUCUUUUCUUUCUUUGUUUUUGUUUGUUUCUUGCAAUUUUAUUUGUUUUGUUGCCUUCUUUAUAGCAAAUUUAUUUUCCUUUCUUUUAUCUUUCGUUCAGGCAACUUCCUUUUUAUUUGUUUGUUUCUUUCUUUCUUUAACUUUAUUUGCCUCUAUUUCCAACGACUCCUUUUCAUAGUCUUUUUUUUCAUUCUUUGUUUAUUUCUUUCUAGUAAUUUUAUUUUUGUUCUUUCUGUCUUUCUUUUUAACAAAUUUCUUUUAUUUUUUCGUUCAUGCAACUUUUUCUUUCUUUCUUUCUUUCUUUCUUUCUUUCUUUCUUGUUUGUUUUCUUGCUUUAUAGCAAAUUCCUUCUUUCUUUGUUUUUGUCAAUCGUUCGUCGAGUUAAUUCCGUCUUUUUCUUUGUUUUCUGUCUAUCGUUUGCUAAACUUUUUUUUCCUUCUAUCUCUCUUUCUUUCUUUCUUUCUUUCUUUUUUCUUUCUAGAAAAUUCCUUCUUUUUUUUUUGUUUUUUGUCUAUCAUUCGUACACUUUUCUUUCUUUCUUUCUUUCUUUCUUUCUUUCUUUCUUUCUUUCUUUCUUUCUUUCUUUCUUUCUUUCUAGUUAACUACCUAAUUUCUUCUCUUUCUAUCGUUUGGACAACUUUCUUUUUUCGUUUGUUCUUUCUUUCUUUCUUUCUUUCUUUCUUUCUUUCUUUCUUUCUUUCUUUCUUUAUCUUUCCCUCUUUCUUUCUUUCUUUCUUUCUUUCUAUUAGCGAGUUAAUUCCUUCUCUUUCUUGGUUUUCUGUCUAUCAUUCAUACACAUUUCUUUCUUUCUUUCUUUCUUUCUUUCUUUCUUUCUUUCUUUCUUUCUUUCUUUCUAGCUAG